Molecule: messenger RNA, 1998 nt
Organism: Endocarpon pusillum Z07020
Lineage: Eukaryota; Fungi; Ascomycota; Eurotiomycetes; Verrucariales; Verrucariaceae
Exons: 1
Coding region: 1-1998 (665 amino acids)
Source: RefSeq, a predicted model, not a curated record
AUGCUCAGACGCCUCACUGGUUCGGUGCUCAGGUAUGAUCCCGAGAUGCACGGUCAUAAACUGGAUCGGCCUGCAUACUGUUACCAGCAAAUACCCACCAAAAAUGGAGACACUCUCACAACCCGAAUGUUGACUUUGCAUCCAGGCAACAGGCAGGACCCAUUACGAGGACAUCUUGACAUCCUCACGAUUGGUGCUGGUGGGUCAAGCGUCGACUAUGAGGCUCUCUCCUAUCAUUGGGGCUCUCCAGCCCUGUCUGCUGCCAUAUACAUGGGCGAUGAAGAAGCCGAGCUCUUGAUUACCGAAUCACUUAAAAAAGCCCUGGUCGGCCUCAGGAGCCAGACAAGCACUCGCAAGCUCUGGGUCGAUGCGGUUUGCAUCCAUCAAAAAGAUAUCGACGAGAGGACUAAUCAAGUGCGACAAAUGCAUCGAGUCUACCAAUCGGCAUACAAUGUGAUUAUUUGGCUGUGUCGCCCGUUGGAUCGUUCACGGGGCUGGGACCCUGCGCUUGCAUUUCGACUUAUUCAUCGGUACCAUGAACUUGCCAUCAGACAACCAGAUCUUGAUGUGCAAAAAUUAUCGUGGAGUGGAAGGAUCUCAUGGCUCCGUUCUCAUGGACUUUUACCACCAAUCACCCACCAGGGAGUUGUCAGCGAUUUAUUUCAUUGCACAUGGUUCGAACGAGCGUGGGUGGUGCAAGAAAUCAGUUGUUCCCGCAAAGCCACCAUAGUCUGUGAUGAUGGAUCUGGGAUUGACUACGACCAAUUCGCCAUCGGCCUUAAGUUUGCAGUAGAAAAACAACUUCUCGCCGCUGACUCUCCUUCAGGAUUCGCAACCAUCGACAGGGGCUACAGGAAGCCAGGAAACUGGUCGUCAGCGUUGCAGAUGUAUGCUAUAAAAAGCCAAGAUCCGAGUACAAGCAAAGGUCUGCUUGAGUAUCUCCAGCGCUUUGCCGGAUCACAAUGCUCUGAUCCCCGAGACAAACUUUUUUCAUUGUAUGGUAUAUCUGAACUUCCAGCUCAGGCCGAACUAAAGACUUAUUUUGAAGCUAGUGGGUUAAUCCCAGACUAUAGAAAGGAUGUCACCGAAGUGUACACGGCUGCGGCUCGGGCUUGUCUAACUACUGGAAGCCUAGACAUUCUGUCUCAGCCAUGCCUCAGGCCAAACAGACACCCUGGCCUUCCCUCAUGGGUUGCUGACUGGUCUGCAUUCAAAGGGUCCGAGAGCCUUGGCUCACUAGCUGCCACUGGUAAGUACAAUGCAAGCAAAGACUCCCUGGCGAGUGUAAGACUCCCUUCACUUGAACGGUGCGAAAUAGAGGCGUUUACAUUUGGCACAAUCGAGGAUGUCGUCGUUGAUCUACGGCUCCGCAGCAUUGUCGUCAACCUCCCCUAUACAUCUCAGCCUCUGCAUCUCACCUUUGUCCAUGGCAAGUGGACAUCGUCACUCAAAGACUGGAAAAGGAAACACUUCGGAGACGCAGGCUAUCACACAGGAGAAGGCUUCCAAGACGUUGGUUGGGCCUGCUUCUCAGCCACCCGUCUCGCUUAUGAGUCGCAAUGGUUCCGUACCAGACUGCAGACAAGAAACUACAGAACUGAUGACGAAGUACGCGAUGUCAUUAGACGGUACAUAGAAGUUGUAUCGCAAGCAAAUGGCGUUGCCACUUACCUCAAACCCAGACGUUUAGUGAAAAUAUUAAUGAUGGGCAUCGAGCUGAUCCGCGCAGUUCGAGACGGACCAUACGAUGAGCAAAUAGCUCGUGAACGAAACAUCCUCGUCACUGACAAAGGAUACGUGGGCAUCGGACCAUUCAAUACCUCCAAGGGUGAUAGAGUCGUGCUUGCAAAGGGAAGCAAAGUUCCCCUGGUGCUCAGACGAAGGACAACCGAGGCAGCGGAAGAGCUCUACGAGCUGGUCGGCGACGCUUAUGUUCAUGGCAUCAUGCAGGGUGAGGCCUUCGACGAGACGAAAUGCAGCCCAGUGGCUCUUGCAUGA